Messenger RNA from Sclerotinia trifoliorum, 1608 nucleotides. The record is from the annotation of a GenBank genome assembly. Lineage: Eukaryota; Fungi; Ascomycota; Leotiomycetes; Helotiales; Sclerotiniaceae.
AUGGCCAAGUCUUUAUACCAGCCACUUACGUCGAAACAAUUUCGACUCGUCACACUUCUCCCCGGCCCAGAUUCGACACCAAUAAAAACUACAUUACGAAUUGUCAAUCUUGAGGAGAAACCAAGGUUCGAUGCUCUAUCUUAUGAAUGGGGUCCGGAGUCAUCUAACGAUCCUCAAAUUCAUGUCGACAAUAUACCAUUUACAAUUCGUCGCAAUCUAUGUCUCUUUCUAAAGAGACUCCGGCGAGCAUCCAGUCAGAAUGCUCAAGUGAUUUAUGCAGAUGCUAUCUGUAUCAACCAGCAAGAUGUCGAAGAAAAAGGACAUCAAGUCGCCUUGAUGAGUGAAAUUUAUAUGCGCGCUAAGAAGGUGUUGGUUUGGUUAGGUGAACAUGAUCAAAAUAGCGAGAUGGUAUUCGGAACCAGUCUUGGAGAUUACGUGGAAACCAUGCCAGCGGGCUUACGAGUACUACCUUGUCUUUUUCCCGUGAUUAUACCACUUCAUUUCAUAAGAAGUGCAAAAAGACUAGGUCGGCGCAUGCAAUCUGGCACCGAUCCUCGAAUCUCCGCCUGGACUGCCUUACUAUCACGAUCAUAUUGGAAUCGAACUUGGAUUGUACAGGAAUUUCUUUUAUCGCGUUCGGUGGUCAUUUAUUGUGGCCCGGAUCAUAUGGAUGGGAAUUUGAUAUUUAGCAAGCCGUUGCAAGAUUACUUCUCGCGUAAGAUACAGAAAAAUAAGGGGGGAUUAGAAGGGAUUCCUCGAUCAUUUUUGCUGUUUUUCUGGAAAAUGAAUCAAAAGCGUCAUGGGACUUUUGGCAGGGGAAAACCUUAUUUUGCUGGUGCAGAUAUUUUUGAGCUGGCUUUCAACUAUCAAUAUACCGAGUGCCAGAAUAUCUUGGACCACGUGUUUGGGUUACUGGCGCUGGAAGAUCCAAGGAAGAGUCCUCCGAUUAUACCGGAUUAUAAUGACUCGGCUCAGACACUAUUUGUCAAAAUCUGCCUCUUGAAACUUCCAAAGGUUGCAGGCAGCAUGGAUAAAGUCACUGAUAAUGGGGUAGUUCGCGUAGCAAUGCUGUUUCGAGGUUUAAGGAUGACUUUCGAUGAUGCGGAGAGAAUUUUAGAUAUCUUGCUCGACAACAACCAAUCCAAUGCACGAAACAUAUCUGUGAUUGCAACCAUAGCGAAAUCUUUCGAUUCAUUUGGAUUUCUAAAGCCAGAAAGAAAACAAUGGAUUCUACCGCAGACAACAAAAGUCUCACAAACAACAGAACAAAUCCUCUCUACCAUAAAACAAUGGCAAAGCACCCAGAAGAAAAAUGCGAAUUGGUAUAACAUUUCUCAUACAGUCCAGAAACACGAGCCGCCCGGUCUGCAAUAUCUCCAGCUGGAUGAACCGCUCUGGAGUCGCUAUAGCGUUCUUAUAGCGACGGCCGCGAGCGCAGCAGCGGCGGGAAAUAUUAAUGCUCAGAAUAUUAAUAAUUUGAAUAAUUUUAAUAUGAAUAAUAUGAACAAUAUGAAUAUCAAUAACAUGAAUAUGAAUAUUAAUAAUGCGAUGAUGAUGGGGAAUCCUGCAGCGAUGGGAUUUGUAGGGGGACUUCCGCCGGGGAUGUGA